GACCACCCAGACACGCUGACGAGCAUGAAUAACUUGGCAGCGACGCUUUGGAACCAAGGCCGGUGGGACGAUGCUGAAAAGCUAGAGGUGCAGGUCAUAGAGACUCGCAAGACGAAGCUCGGAGUGGACCACCCAGACACGCUGAUGAGCAUGAAUAACUUGGCGUUCACGUGGAAGGGAAGCGGUAAAGGAACUAAAGCUGUAAGGCUUAUAGAAGAGUGUGUACGAAUUCGGAAACGUGUUUUAAGAAUUGGUCAUCCACAUUACAUUUCGUCCUACAAAGCUUUAAAGAUAUGGAAGGCUAAGCAAGAGGAUAUUGUUGUAUCGUCAGUUCAUAGGCAAACUUGAUUAAUGUUAAAGCGUGCUUUAAUAUGUGUAACUAAACGACUAAUUAGUACUUUCUAAGUAACG
Molecule: messenger RNA, 411 nt
Organism: Mollisia scopiformis
Lineage: Eukaryota; Fungi; Ascomycota; Leotiomycetes; Helotiales; Mollisiaceae
Exons: 1
Coding region: 25-348 (107 amino acids)
Molecular function (GO): protein binding
Source: RefSeq, a predicted model, not a curated record